This is a messenger RNA of Chara braunii, 5799 nucleotides long. NCBI's taxonomy places the organism in Eukaryota, Viridiplantae, Streptophyta, Charophyceae, Charales, Characeae. The record is from the annotation of a GenBank genome assembly.
CGAAGAACGUCUUCGACUUGACGAACGUGUUCGACUCGACGAUCGUAUCCGACUCAACGAUUGUGUCCGACUCGCCGAACGUGUUCGACUCGACGAUCAUGUUCGACUCGACGGUAGUGUUCGACUCGACGAUCGUGUCCGACUCGACGAACGUGUUCGACUCAACGAACGCAAUCGACGAUCGUGUUCGACUCGACUAUCGUGUUCGACUUGACGGUCGUGUUCGACUCGACGAUCGUGUCCGACUCGACGAUCGUGUUCGACUCGACGAUCGUGUUCGACUCGACCACCAUGUCCGUCUCGCCGAUCGUUGUCCGACUCGACGUGUUCGACUCGCCUAUCGUGUUCGACUCGACGAAUGCAAUCGACGAUCGUGUUCGACUCGACGAACGCAAUCGACGAUCGUGUUCGACUCGACGAUCAUGUUCGACUCAACGAUCGGGCAGUGUCGUGUUCGACUCGACUAUCGUGUUCGAAUCGACGAUCGGGCAGUGUCGUGUUCGACUCGACGAUCGGGCAGUGUCGUGUUCGGCUCGACUAUCGUGUUCGACUCGACGAUCGGGCAGUAUCGUGUUCGACUUGACGAUCGUGUUCGGGUCGACUAUCGUGUUCGACUCGACGAGCGUGUUCGACUCAACUGUCGUGUUCGACUCGACAAUCGGACAUCGGGCACGAUCGCAUUCGUGUCGGGCACUGUCGUGUUCGACUCGACGAUCGGGCACGAUCGUGUUCGACACGACGAUCGGAGACGAUCGUAUUGGACUCGACGAUCAGGCGCGAUCGUGUUCAACUCGACGAUGGGGCACCAUCGUGUUCGACUCGACGACCAAAAGUGCCACUCGGCCGAGAUCGUUUUCCCCCCUUGGCCGGAGCGGAGGCGCGGGGAUGACGUUCCGCUGCAGAGCAGAAAUGCGAUUCACGCACAUGAGUUCCCUCGACAUUGUGUCAUCGUUCACGUUCUCGGAGAAUCACCGCAGCCGUCCACCAACGUCGAUACGACAACUGCUCCGCUCUCCAGACACGUCUCAUACAUGGCUUGUGGUAUGCAUGCUAUGCCACGGCAGGCUUGCAGCACAACCUUGGAAAGCAUGGACUGUGUGGCGUCUAAUACAAUGCUCAACGAGGAUUUUCCUCCACCGCACCUGCCAAUGUGUUCACAAGAUGUUCGAAGUGGUCACGAUCAUGUCGAUAAUGCUCCGGAAUCUCCUGCUCGUAAGAGGUCACGAAAUAUUGCGUGUGCGGACACUACAUGUAAAAGUGCGUUUCCCGUCCUUCGAUGCCCGGUUCGAACCUGUGAUGCAGAGAGAGCUCAAGGUCAGGAGGGUAAGGCCUCCUCUACUGACAACGACGCAUCCGAUGUAGAUCGUGUUGUAUGGGUGCCAAGGAGUUCACUUCGAGAUUUCGAGUACACAGGUCUUCUGUUUGGUGAGGGUAAUGAAGGUGGUUCAGAUUCAAGUGCUUCGAUGUCGUCUAGUGCUUAUAGUUCUCCAGAUAAAACCGAUCUUCUGCAAACAUACGCUGGCCGGAACAGUGACCACUGUUGUCGAAAUGACGAUGAGAAUUGUGAAUCAAGAGUGGUGUUGAGAUUGCCUGCUUGCUAUAAUAAGGUUGAUAUUUAUAAGGGUGGGCUUAAGCAGAGCUCCAAAAGGAGGUACAAGCGCGUAACUGAGAAGAGUCACCCCGUUCCUGUCCUCAUAACUGUGGAAGAAGAGUUCAACUAUGAGCAGGAACGUGAACUGAUACGGCAAAUGAAGGAGGAUGCAGAACAUGGGUCGUGCCGUAUCAAUGAGAGGACCGAGAGGGACCUGAUAAUAGGAGAGUCAGGAUUCCUCACGCCACAAGAAAAGGUCCUUAUGGUAGGGGUAAUGAAGGAGCGGCAUCGCGCAUAUGCGUUUGACGAUGAUGAGCGUGGGCGCCUCGAUGUGGAUAAAGUUCCAAUGAUUCGGAUCCACACUGUGCCUCAUGUACCAUGGAACUUGCGAGGGUCACGCUAUCCUAAUCCGGCAGAGGAACGGAGAGUAGUCGACUACUUGGAUGACAAGAUUCAUUCUCAUGUAGCCGACUACUCAAGUGGGCCUUACGCAUCGCCAUGGUUUUGCUUUAUGAAGCCGAACGGUACCCUGAGUGAAAUUCGUAGCUUCUUGGGGACAUGUGGCUUUUGGCGAGUUUUCAUCAAGAACUUCGCUGAGAAGACAGAGCAGUUGAGGAAGUUUGUCAGGAAGGAUCAAGAAUGGGAUUGGGAUGAGAAGCAGGAAGGAGUUGAAAGUAGUUUAAAAGGGGAGUUCAAAGAAGGUGGUCUGGUGUUGGGAGUUCCUGACUUCAAAGCAACGCCAAAACAUCCUUUCAUCGUAGAGACUGAUGCAGGGCCUACAACGCUGAGCGGCAUUCUGAUCCAAACUGAUGUAAAUGGCGAGGAGAGGCCAUUGAGAUUCGAGAGUCGAACCUUGAAUGACACUGAGAGAAACUAUUCACAGUUCAAGCGGGAGACACUUGCAGUUCUCCACUGUCUAAGGGUGUUCCGCAACUACCUUUUCGGAAGGAGGUUUGUGCUGAGAGUGGAUCCGACCGCAUUGGCCGGCUCUUUGAAGAACUAUGCACCGUCAGACCCAACCAUUGCCAGGUGGCUCACGUAUGUAUGGAUGUUUGACUUUGAGCUGGAACGCAUACCUGGGAAUAAGAAUCGGGUUGACGGGCUUAGUCGGAUCAAUUGGGAUAAGUCUGUCGAUGGAGCUAAUGAGGAUAUACCUCCGGUAGAUGCAUUCCUCGAUGAAGAGGAAGAUGUGAAGCUCCACAUCAAUGCGCAUGCCGUUGGGGUCAGUGGAGUCAUUGUGCAAGGGCAGUCUGCUUUUCUUGCUCCUGCAGGGUACGUAAAGCGAGCAGAUAUAGUCCUGAAGGACUUCGUGGAGGAUGAUCCUUGGGGAGGAAAGGAGGUUGAGUGGAUGACAAAGCUUGCAUUGAUUGAGACCUUCCAGUUAGGAGAAGAUCGAUUGGUCAUUGAGAGUGGAGCCUACUCACUCGACAUGCACGCGAACUAUGAGGAGCGUGUGGCUCAGAUCGUGAGAGGGUCAUUGGAUUGGAGGCAGUUCGCUAGGCGGAUGCUGAGAUUGCAGCCUCAGCCCAUUGAUCGGCAGGGUAGGCCCAUGCGGUUUGACGGGGCUAACCUGGAUGAGUUCCUUGAGGUUUUCGUCAUUUUUUGGGAUGGGCAGAGAUGGAUUGAGGCACAGAGGGUUAGGCAGGUACGGCACUGGGUUGUCCCGGAUCUUAGACAUGAGGUGAGUGCCAUGUCACACACAGUGCAGGCUUGGGCGGAGCUUAUAGCGACGCUUAGAGGGGCGUUCACAGCUGACAGACGACGCAGGCUGCGCAGAGAGGGUGGGGAUUAUAUCCCGGAGCUCAGGGUACGCGCGCGAGCGCAGCCAGAGAGGGAUGAGGAUGAUGAGGGGCGAUUGCGACAGCAACAGAGAGAAAGUGAGCAGCCAAAGAUUCCACGCAGGCCUAGGACAGGCAGGCGUAGAGGACGUCAGGAUCGAGGGGAUGAUUUGGAGGAGAGGGAUCAUGUGCUGAUUAGUGAUGUUGGGAAGGUGCUCCCCACGGAUGAUUUGGGGGAGGAAACCUUAUCGAUAGGAUCUCAAAGGCAGGACGAUUCAUCUACCCCUGAGGUUGGGACAGUGUCAGCGCCAGAGACGUGUCCGGCUGAGAUAGGGAUUAGAGACCGUGGUGCGUCUGAGACAGAUCGGACUACUCCACCUACACCCAUACGAGAUGGGGAGAAGGCUUCCCUGCAGCUUGUGUUGACGAUUGCUUCGAUGCGACAGGAGGUAUCCCAACCCUCGCCCAUGGACAUGGAGACAGAGCGAGUUGAGGCCGAGGUUUUGGGGCUAGAUAGAGAGGGUCUCAAGGAGGACAUGCAGACCAAGCGAGUGGAGACGUCACCACUAGACUUUGGGGAUACUCCACGACGAGAUGGUGAUCAGAUUGCGGCCAGUAUGAGGGGUCACAUUGAGGUCGGCGCGAAGCAUACCCAGGAUGCAUCUCCGACUCAUGAGGAGGAGAGCUUGCCAGAGUGUCGGGGACCGAUAUAUCAUGAGCCUGUCAUGAGGGAUGCAUGGCUAGCCGAGGAGAUGGGACGGAUGCCAUCAUUACAUUUUCCAGGCUGGCUGGCUUUUGAGCGACUUGGCCUGGCCGCGAGACCACACUUGUCAGUUGAUCAGACCACUGGCGGGCUCAGAGUACUGUAUGACGACUUAGCCUUGCAGAGGAACUAUAUUGGUAGUGGCCUCGUAGCAGCUCGACAGGCGAUAGAGCAGGUUCGAGAUUACACGAGGAGAGUUGUCAUCCGAUCCUUUGAGUUGAGUUGCGACAGACAGAUGGAGCACGGUGCACUGAGAGAGGUGGUGAGUGAUCUCCGUACAUUUGUUGAGGGGAAGGAGGUCCUGACUCUAGAGGAGGCCGAGGCGGUCCUCAGGAUUCAGGAGAGAGAGGCGAGUGAUUGGCGAGCCCAGGUUCAAAGGGUGCUCAGGGAGUAUGAGCCACCUGCUGACGCAACAAAUAGAGAUAGGCUCGAGCGCAGGGUUGUCCUUGAGACCGUGCGAUCAUCUCAGUUGGAGAGCCAGGAGGAGGUCAAGAUGAGGAGAUGGACAGGAGAGGAGCCUAUGCCUGAGGGCGAGCGUACGCAGGCGGAGGAGGGGCUUCAGACGAGAUUGUUGUCUGAUGCCUCAGUGCGAGAGUUGGUGGGAGUGAUGGAGCAUGUCAAUAGACUCACACAUACCGAGGAUGCACGAGGAGAGGUGCUUCAGGGUGCAGUACAGAGGAUCGGUGCUCUGGAGCGGAAGAACAGAGGACUGAGGGACACGGUACGUGGUCUUGUCACCAGCGCCGAGCGGGCAAGACAGUCCACCUCGAGGCUCGAGCAGAGGAUUACUGACCUAGAGGAGAGUCGGAGGCGUCAGGCCACGACAGAGGUGGUCGACGAGAGGAGGACUGAGGAGCAGCAGAUUCCUGUCAGACAAGCAUACGUCUCUCAUGAGGUAGAGCCAGGUGGAGUGAGGUUAGACAUCCCUCAGCGAGAUUCACGGACAGAGGAGCCACUUGGGGCUAUGGGGAUGACAUGUGAGGAGGCAGCAGUCGUCGACAAGCUCAUGCUUGAGCCAAACGAGAUCGAAAGGAGGAGAGAGGCAGAGGCACGAGGUUUGGACUGGGUUCCUCCCUCAGAGUUGGCGGUUCAGAGGGAUGCAUGGCGAGGAUUGGGUGGAAGACAUAACGAGCGAAAAAGAGUUUCAGAGCUACGGGAUAUCAUGCCACAGGAGGACACGAGCGGGUCAGCAACAGUACUGCCAACGACUCUGCCGCUUACACCAGCUCCAGUUUUUGGGUCAAUGGACGACAUAAUGCACCUCCUUUCUUCAGGGUCUGGGAGAUGUGACGAGGAGGUGACGACUGAGGGAGCCUCGAGGAUGUUGAGUCCUGACACGGUGGAUAGGGCCGUACACGAUGUGACAAUCCGACUCGAGAGGGCACAACCUCGGAUCCUACCCAAGCCUAAAAAGGCGAAGGUAGAGGGCAGCGGCACCGGCGGCGUAUGCUCGUGGUAUGACAGGGGAGUGCAUGACAGAGUUGCUUGCCCCGCCUUCCAGAUUGACCUCAGGAGUCGAGUCCUGCAGUUCGAUGGACAGGGGAUAGUUAGGGAUAUGCGUGGCGCUCGUCUUCCGACAAGACGUCACGGUGUUAGGAGAGUUGUGUAUGACAGGUUAGGCCUGGAGUUGAGGGAGGAUGAGUGACAGAUUACAUGUCCACGAGGCG